Messenger RNA from Pipistrellus kuhlii (Kuhl's pipistrelle), 6456 nucleotides. It is a transcript of the gene WNK3, whose product is annotated as WNK lysine deficient protein kinase 3. Gene Ontology annotation, biological process: protein phosphorylation; positive regulation of potassium ion import across plasma membrane; monoatomic ion homeostasis. The record is from RefSeq and is a predicted model, not a curated record. Bases 482 to 5776 code for a protein of 1764 amino acids. NCBI's taxonomy places the organism in Eukaryota, Metazoa, Chordata, Mammalia, Chiroptera, Vespertilionidae. Gene Ontology annotation, cellular component: cytosol; cytoplasm. Gene Ontology annotation, molecular function: protein serine/threonine kinase activity; ATP binding; chloride channel inhibitor activity. The transcript is spliced from 24 exons.
CGGCUCCGACUCAAUUCCCCGGCCGGAGUACGCGUGCGCUUGCUCAGCUCUCGGGCGAGCGCGAGCUCGGGCUCGCUCCCCGCGCUCCGAACCCCGCCCGCCCCACACCUACCGGCGGCGGCCGGCCCGGUGGGCUCGCGGGGAGACGCUCGCGCGCGCGCACGCGCACACGCCGCCGAGCGGAGCGCGAGCCGCCGCGGAGGGGAGUAAGUAGCAUCGGAGGAGGCGUUAGCAGAGGAGGCGGCGUGUGCGUAUGUGUAUGCUCUAUGGUGCGGCUCGUCGAGGGGCGAGCGGAGGCUUGGAAGGGGACGGAGGAGAAGCGAAAAAAGAGUCCGAGGCUCCAUCUCCUAGAAGCUCUGGUCCGGUUACUAUGGAAACGUGACCACAUAAAAAGGAAGUCCAUUCUGAUCAUUCUGAUACCUGAGAUGUAACUGGACUGAAGGACAGCGCAGGGAAAUUUGCAGUGCCAACCUUAAUUACCAUGGCUACUGAUUCAGGGGAGCCAGCCAGCACGGAGGAUUCUGAGAAACCUGAUGGGGUUUCGCUGGAAAACAGAGUCCAUCAGAUGGCAGCCACGCUGACCGUGGAGAGCAGACUGAAGGAGAAAGGCAGUGCCAUCUCCGCCGGGGGCGAAACCGUCGAAAGGAAGAGAUUCUUCCGAAAGAGCGUGGAUGACAAAGUUGUGGAUUCUCCCUCCAAGGAUGCCGAGAAGGCGAAGACAGCAGCAGCUACUCCAGGAGGAGAGAUGCUCCCCGCAAACGUGCUAAGAAGCGAAAAAGAAGCCAAAUUCUCGCAAGGGUCAAAAGCAACCUCAGAAGCCUCCAAAGAUUGUCCCAAGGAGAAAAAUGAAAAGGAGAUGGAAGAAGAGGCGGAGAUGAAGGCCGUGGCUACUUCUCCUAGCGGCCGCUUCCUGAAAUUCGACAUCGAGCUGGGCAGAGGAGCAUUUAAAACCGUGUACAAAGGCCUGGACACGGAGACCUGGGUUGAGGUCGCCUGGUGUGAGCUGCAGGAUCGGAAAUUAACCAAAGCUGAGCAGCAGAGAUUUAAGGAAGAAGCAGAGAUGUUAAAGGGUCUCCAGCACCCCAAUAUAGUUCGAUUUUAUGAUUCGUGGGAGUCUACGUUGAAAGGAAAGAAAUGCAUUGUAUUGGUGACUGAACUUAUGACAUCAGGGACAUUAAAGACGUACUUAAAGCGAUUUAAAGUCAUGAAACCAAAGGUCCUAAGGAGCUGGUGCAGGCAAAUCUUAAAGGGGUUGCAGUUCUUGCACACUAGGACUCCUCCUAUUAUCCACCGGGAUCUCAAGUGUGACAAUAUUUUCAUCACGGGACCUACUGGAUCGGUGAAGAUUGGUGAUCUAGGCCUGGCUACCUUAAUGCGCACAUCAUUUGCUAAAAGUGUCAUUGGGACUCCUGAGUUUAUGGCCCCAGAGAUGUAUGAAGAGCACUAUGAUGAAUCUGUAGAUGUCUAUGCUUUUGGAAUGUGUAUGCUGGAAAUGGCUACUUCGGAGUACCCUUAUUCUGAGUGCCAAAAUGCAGCUCAAAUAUACCGUAAAGUAACUAGUGGCAUAAAACCAGCCAGUUUCAAUAAAGUCACUGAUCCUGAAGUGAAAGAAAUCAUCGAAGGUUGUAUUCGUCAAAACAAAUCUGAAAGGUUGUCCAUCAAGAACCUACUAAACCACGCAUUUUUUGCUGAGGAUACAGGACUGAGGGUGGAGUUAGCAGAGGAGGAUGAUUCCUCAAAUUCCUCUCUGGCUUUGCGGCUCUGGGUUGAAGAUCCUAAAAAAUUGAAAGGCAAGCACAAAGACAAUGAAGCUAUUGAAUUCACUUUCAAUUUAGAAAAAGAUACCCCUGAGGAAGUAGCCUAUGAAAUGGUCAAGUCCGGAUUCUUCCAUGAAAGUGAUUCCAAGGCUGUCGCUAAGUCCAUCAGAGACCGGGUGACCCUGAUAAAGAAGACGAGAGAGAAGAAGCCAGCCAGCUCUUCAGAAGAACGCAGGGAUUCGCAGUGCAAGUCCGUGGGGAGCGCUCUCCCUCCACCCCUGAAUCCAACUUUGCCCCCUGCUCCUGCUCCGCCCGCUGCGGCCGAAUGUGAAGACACUGAAGCCGAUCAACAAGUUCGGCAGCAGCUUCUGCAAAGACAACCACAGCAGCAAUGCUCCUCUGUUACAGGUGACAGUUUAUCCGAGGCUGGAGCUGGAUCAGUUCCACACUCAGAUGCAAGUCAGCCCAGCAAAGGCUAUUCCUCCGACCAGAUGAUGAGCUCUCAAAUGAUUUCUAACAUCUCACAGGCUGAAAUGAAUGUUCCAGGGACGAUUUACCCACCCCAGCAGCUAGUAGGACAUUACCAGCAGAUUUCAGGGACGCAGCCACAGCUGACUCAGCCCCAAAUUUUGCCCUUGGCUCAAGGUCAGUCCACUGUUUUGCCUGUACAUGUCCUUGGACCACCAGUCUCACAACCCCUGGUGUCCCCAUUAACUGUCCAGAAGGUCUCCCAGACAAAGCCUGUAUCCCAACCAGUUGCAGCUGAACAACAAGCAGCAAUUCUACAAUCGGAUUUACUACGAAGUUCGCAGCAAGACAUGGCAGCUGUGAAGGAUAACAACACCGCCGAUAACCCAAGUGGAAAUGGCAAACAGGAUCGGACCAAACAGAGAAGAGUGUCCUGUCCUCGCCCAGAGAAGGGGACCAAGUUCCAGCUUACUGUCCUGCAGGUGUCAACCUCUGGAGACAACAUGGUAGAGUGUCAGCUGGAGACACACAAUAACAAGAUGGUCACCUUCAAGUUUGAUGUUGAUGGCGAUGCACCUGAGGAUAUUGCAGACUAUAUGGUCGAAGAUAACUUUGUGCUGGAUAGUGAGAAAGAAAAAUUUGUCGAGGAAUUGAGGGCUAUUGUCGGCCAAGCCCAGGAGAUCCUUCACGUGCACUCUGCUGCAGACAGAGCCAGUGGAGUUGACGCUGUCGCCGUAGAACCCAACAGUGGCCAAACAGGGUCAUCUGAACCAGCACAGAUAAAUUCUGCAUCCACUCAAACCAGCAAUGAAUCCGCUCCUCAGUCAUCCCCAGUUGGUCGGUGGCGAUUCUGUAUCAAUCAAACGAUAAGAAACCGUGAGGCUCAAUCUCCUCCUUCUCUUCAGCAAUCCAUAUCUACAGUGCCUGGGCUAUAUCCACUUUCUAGUCCAAGGAAAACAAAUAAUAAGGAAAUGUCACAGGACACACUGCUCACUCCAGAAAAUGAUCCAUGCCAGCCUGCACUUUUAACCUCAGAACUCAAGGAUGUGGUCGACGGUAAGAGCUCUGAAUGUGCCAGUGUAGAAACGAAGCAGCCAGCUGUAGUCCAUCAAGCGGAAGAGGACAGCCAUAGAAUGGCACCAGUUGUAAGUAGUUCUACUUACACUGCUUCUUCAGUUCCUGCAGUCCCCAUGAAAUGUGAGGGACCCACCAACGAAGCAGGAAAAUUCCUACCUGUGCUUCCCUGUCACCAAGCUGCCAGUCAGGCUAAUGUCCUCACGGCACCUCCUGGCGAGUCAACUCCAGUUGCUGGUAACUCUCUUGAAGCGUCAGCAUUGCUGUCCGAUCAAAGGCCUCAGUCCUUAGCAGUGCAGCAGGCAACUACGGACGCAGAGUUGAUUUCCCAAGAAGGAGAGAAAACCGCAGCGAACACUGAAGCAAGUUCUCCUAAGAAGGUCAUCCCCACUCAGACCCCCGGCCACGAACCGUCUCCCCUUCUACCCGCUACUAUCCUGGAAUCAGAUGGGGAGAGACCUCCCAAAAUGGAGUUUGCAGAUAACCGAAUUAAAACUCUGGAUGAAAAACUAAGAAACUUGCUCUAUCAGGAGCACAGCCUGACUAGCGUCUACCCUGACAGCCAGAAGGACACGCAGAGCAUCGACUCUCCAUUUUCUUCCUGUGCUGAAGAUCCGCUCCCGGGCCCUGUGCCGGAAGUCAUAGCCAUCAGCCACUGUGGAGUUCAAGACAGUCCUGCGCAGUCCCCCGGUUCUCAGCAGACGGGCCCUAAGGUUCUGUCCAAUGUGGCUGCCAGUCAGCCUGCUAACAUAUCAGUGUUCAAAAGUGACCUGAAUGUGAUUACUUCUGUGCCCAGCGAAUUGUGUUUACAUGAGAUGUCCCCAGAUGCCUCACUUCCAGGGGAUCCAGAGGCCCAUCCUGCUGCCGUGCCAAGCAGUGGAGCCACUCGUCUGCACACAGGAGUGGAAACAGAUGAUAUGAUAUCCACAGUUGCUCCUGGUUCCAAUCCUCUGACAGGAGAGUUUGCAGCUGAGAGUAGGCCUUUGAGUAGAUGCAAAUCGAUGAGUGGACCCUUUCAGCGGGGCCGCUUCCAGGUGAUCACAGUCCCUCAGUCGGAGAAAGUGGCAGGUACCGGAGUCAGACACCGCCCAGCCUUCAGCGACAAGCCAAGCCAUUCCAGCGGGGAAGCCCCAGCCUUCACUGCGACAGCCAGGGCGCAGGUAGUAGGAGUAGAGCCCGCCACGCGCAGUCCCGAGACUGCAUUCUCUCCCCAGAGCCUAGAAGCUCUUCAUGGAACCUUCCAGAAGGGUAAACCAGUCCCCAAACCGGGAGACAGUUCAUCGGAGAAGGAGCUGGAAGGAAGCUCGGCCACGGGAAGUAGCCUGCAGUCUGGCUCCCAACUGCGGCCCAAAGGGAGAGAGAGGCUCGCUGCUGAGAAACAGCGGUGCUCUGCCGGAUUGGCAGCCGCCCUGCCUGGCAGAGGGCACUCCCCGGCGGGGAGUAAUCCGGGGAGCAGCGAUCAGAGCCUACGGCGGGAAGGAAAAGCCCAAGCCCGUGCUCAGACCGGGAGCUCGCUCUUCUACUCACCCUCUUCCCCGAUGAGCAGCGACAAUGAGUCCGAACUGGAGGACGAGGACUUGAAGGUGGAGCUUCAGAAAUUACGAGAAAAGCAUAUUCGGGAGGUGAUAACUCUCCAAACCCAGCAGAAUAAGGAGCUGCAGGAACUCUAUGAUCGCCUCCAGGCAAUCAGAGAUGGCAAACCCCAGCCAACUGAGGUUCCUCUGCCAUCCGCAUCCCCACUGCGCCGGCCAAGAUCGCUCAGAAGCAAACUUCGAAGCCGCCCCCAGUCCUUGACCCAGGUGGACAGUGAUUCAGCUGCCCCAGAGAGCCUGGAAGAAAGGGAAAAAGAAAACGAGGAACAUGAACAUGAGAGACGCAUAGAUUGGUUGUCUCCAGCCCCCUCCCGGCCCAGGGCUGGGAAUGCAGCCCGCAACCGAGACCCACUGGGUGUGGAGAGUAAUACAGCAUCGAGCCAGCAAUCUCCAGCGAGUAAAAAAGGGAUGUUCACAGAUGAUUUACACAAAUUGGUAGAUGACUGGACAAAGGAAACGGUUGGAAAUUCUCUUAUCAAGCCAAGUUUAAACCAACUUAAACAGAGUCAACACAAAUUAGAGACUGAAAACUGGAACAAAGUACAUGAAACUACUCCAACUACUCUGAGCUUCACGCCAACAUGGAUCUCUUCUCUGCCCCAAAUCCGGGCGGCCAUCCCGACCUCCUCACCCCAAGGCCUCCCACUCGCUACGUACCCCGGGCCAUUGCCAGCGUACGGAAUGCCCCAUGUGUGUCAGUACAGUGCCGUGGGGGCGCCCGGGUACCCGGUCCAGUGGGUAGGAAUCCCCGGACCAGGACCAGUUCCACAGCCCGUGGUCCUCCCUGCCCCACCAGGGCCGCCGUUCCCGCCAGCAAUCAACUUGCCCAUGUUUCCAUCGUCCUCGCUGCAGAACCCCUCCACGAACCCUCCUGGCCCCAAAUGAAUCAGCGUAAACGCCGAGCGAAGAAAGGGGAGCUUUUCUUCCGAAUUGUUCCCGGGCCCCCUACGCUAUAAAACCUUCUUCUCCUUGGGUUCUGCCAUCUCCUCAUUUGAGUUUACUCUCCACUGUAUUUUCCGGGGGGUUCCGAUGUAGUCUUUGACAUAGCUCGUCGUCCUGUAGGACUGUGCAGUCUGUACAUAGAACACUGCGCACAGACAUGUUUUUUCACUUCAAAUCCUAUCCUCUUUGAUACUUGAUUUUUUAAAAAUACUGUUCAGAAUGCUUUAAAGGAGCUCGCCUCGAGCGUCACCAUUUCCAGGACACUCACCAUGAAUUGCUGAGAAGCCUCUGUUUUUUUACUGCUGCCACCCGCAGCUGGAUGAUCCUUUUCUUUAAGAUGUAUAGAAACUAUUUAAAUCGCUAUCCCCCCCCCCCGCCCCCCCAACGUGGACAAAGUGAGAUCCUCCGACAGCCGCAGUCCUGUGGGAUCCUUCACACGUCUGUCUUAGGUUUACCGCUCCCAGGAGGCAGGGUAAUGCUGCAGGACAUGUUUUGGUGUAUAAACUUAGGAUCCCUCUGGUCGACUCAUGUAGAACACAAGCCCUUUUUAAUGUGAUUUUUCUUCCCGUCUUCACAGCUCGCAGGAGCGAAGCCUUGUUCUAGGUGAGGCGGAGAGAAAGGAU